UGUCUUGUACUUAUCUACUUUAGUUUUUAUCGGCUCAUCCAAUUUUCAGGUGUUUAAAGUUAUAAUGGCACUGAGAAGAGCGUUUUACAAAUUGGCUAGCAGCGGGGGAUCUUCCCGUAACGUUUACAGGGUCCGAACGCUGAGCACACAGAACGCGCACAAGGAAAAUGAUGGACAAUCAUCAAAACAAACUCAUUUUGGUUUCCAGUCAGUGGAUGAGGAAGAGAAGUGGAAAAAAGUGCAUGAAGUGUUUGAAACAGUAGCGGAGAAGUAUGACGUGAUGAACGAUGCGAUGUCGUUCGGCAUCCACCGGAUCUGGAAGGACAUCUUCAUGAACCGCCUCGCUCCCACACACGGCACCAAGCUCCUCGACAUGGCGGGAGGCACUGGUGACAUCACAUUCCGGUACAUCAACUACUUGAAGAACCUGGGCCCGCCUCCUGCCAGCAAGGAGAGCAGCGUCACCGUUUGUGACAUCAACCAAGCCAUGCUGGAUGUGGGCAAACUCAGGGCACAGAGACAGGGCUACACGAAGGAGUCCUGCGGCGUGGAGGUUAGCUGGGCGUGCGGCGACGCGGAGAAGCUCGCGCUGCCCGACGAGGCCUUCACGGCGUAUACCAUCGCGUUCGGCAUCAGGAACUGCACCCACAUCGAUAAGGUGCUUGAGGAAGCAUAUCGGGUGCUGGCGCCGGGCGGGCGCUUCAUGUGCCUGGAGUUCAGCCACAUCCCCAACGACACGCUGCAGUGGGUGUACGACCAGUACUCGUUCCAAGUGAUCCCGGUGCUGGGCCAGCUGAUCGCCGGCCAGUGGCGCCCGUACCAGUACCUCGUCGAGAGCAUCCGCCAGUUCCCCAACCAGGAGAAGUUCAAAGGCUUGAUCGAGGACGCGGGCUUCCGGCAGGUCACGUACGAGAACCUCACCUUCGGCACCUGCGCCGUCCACUCGGGCUUCAAGAUAUAGCCCCCCCCCCCCCCCCCCCCCCCUAGUCAACUUAGGUAGGAACGGUCUUGUAGGAAAAUAGACUUAAGCCCGUUUUCACCAUCAAUCCCUAAUUUUUAAGUGACCCCUUUGAAAACAAAAUUCCUGUUAUGUGUUAUACCAUAGGGGUCACUUAAAAAUUAGGGAUUGAUGGUGAAAACGUGCAUUAAGACCGUGGUGAAAAUGUGCAUUAAGCCCGUUUUCACCAUCAAUCCUUAAUUUCUAAGUGAACAGAAAUUUUAUCAUAAGGGUCACUUAAAAAAAUAGGGAUUGAUGGUGAAAAUGGGCAUUAGAAUGAGAUGUCAUCAGAUAAGUCUUCGAAUUAAUAGUUUUAAAACAAAAAUAUAUUUAUUUAUAGGUUAAUGCCUAUUUUCCUACAAAAUCGGUUUAGUUGUUACGGUUUACAAUAAAACAAAAACGAAUA
This is a messenger RNA of Ostrinia nubilalis (European corn borer), 1403 nucleotides long. RefSeq names its product 2-methoxy-6-polyprenyl-1,4-benzoquinol methylase, mitochondrial (gene Coq5). The transcript is spliced from 7 exons. Lineage: Eukaryota; Metazoa; Arthropoda; Insecta; Lepidoptera; Crambidae. The record is from RefSeq and is a predicted model, not a curated record. Gene Ontology annotation, biological process: ubiquinone biosynthetic process. Bases 65 to 961 code for a protein of 298 amino acids. Gene Ontology annotation, molecular function: methyltransferase activity.